This is a messenger RNA of Trichoderma virens Gv29-8, 2790 nucleotides long. RefSeq lists its product as uncharacterized. The transcript has 3 exons. The coding region runs from base 1 to 2790 and encodes 929 amino acids. Gene Ontology annotation, biological process: resolution of meiotic recombination intermediates; nucleotide-excision repair involved in interstrand cross-link repair; double-strand break repair via homologous recombination. Gene Ontology annotation, cellular component: nucleotide-excision repair factor 1 complex. The record is from RefSeq and is a predicted model, not a curated record. Gene Ontology annotation, molecular function: single-stranded DNA endonuclease activity; damaged DNA binding; single-stranded DNA binding. NCBI's taxonomy places the organism in Eukaryota, Fungi, Ascomycota, Sordariomycetes, Hypocreales, Hypocreaceae.
AUGUCGACCAGCAAUGCGCCGCAGCCAGUCAAACUCUCGCUGCCCCUGGAAUACCAGCAGCAGCUGUUCCAAGAGCUCCGAGCUGAGGAUGAGCUCGUGAUUCUCGCCCGUGGCCUGGGCCAGAUGCGCCUUGUCACAAAUCUCCUCCACUCUUACGAUGCUGCUGGGAGCAACCUCAUCGUUCUCGUAGGCUCAGGCGAGCGCGAAAAUAACUGGAUUGGCGAGGCACUGGCCGAACAUGCCGCCAUCAGUGCAUCGCCCAAAGCACGGGGCUUAACAGUUGUCAACACCGACUCCCAGACUGUCGGUGCCAGGGAAAAGAUGUAUGCAAAGGGCGGCAUCUUCAGCAUCACCUCUCGCAUCCUCGUAGUCGACCUCCUGACGGGGCUGUUGAAUCCCGAGCUCAUCACCGGCCUGGUUGUUCUCCACGCAGAUCGAGUCAUCGCCACUUCUCUAGAGGCAUUCAUUCUCCGAGUGUACAGGCAGAAGAACAAAGUUGGCUUUCUCAAGGCCUUCUCAGACAAUCCAGAUCCAUUCACUACGGGAUUCUCACCGUUGACCACCAUGAUGAGGAAUUUAUUUCUCAAAAAGGCGUCCCUUUGGCCGAGAUUUCACGUCACAGUGGCGCAGUCUCUCGAAGGCAAGAAGAAGGCCGAGGUCAUUGAGCUUGAGGUUCCCAUGACAGACUCGAUGAGAGAAAUUCAGAAUGCCAUCAUGGAAUGUGUCGAGAACUUUGACGUUCUGGUUCGGCGCCAAUUAGAUCCAAACUGGCACCGCGUCAGUUGGAAGACGCGCCAGAUUGUCAACGAUUUGACCAUUCUCCGUGGACUUCUCAGCAACAUUCUUACUUUUGAUGCCGUAUCCUUUCUUCAACACCUCGAUACGAUACACGCCGCGCACUCCCCUCCUCCCGGAUCAACCCGGCAGUCUCAAUCCCCCUGGCUGUUUCUUGAUGCUGCUCAGACCAUAUUCGAUAUUGCACGGAGGCGAGUCUACUCUGCCAGUCCCAAAAGCGUAUCGAAGAGCGGCGAAAAUAUUGAUUCACUGCGUCCUGUUCUCGAGGAGCUGCCGAAAUGGGGCAUACUGGCAGAGGUGUUGGAAGAAAUUGAUCGAGAUCUCUUCUUUGAGCCCAAAGUGAGAGAUGACUCUAACGGAGGCAUACUCAUCAUGUGCUCGAACACGGAUACGUGCCGGCAGCUCCGCGACUUCCUUCAGACUAUGCAUGUGAAGCCAAAGGCAGACAAAGAUGCGCUUCCAGUCGUGGACGACCCCGAGUUUGAGCGCGAACGUGCCGAGGAAGCCCACAAACCGUCGGCCAACUUCAUGUUGAGGCGGAAACUUCGAAACUACUUGAGAUGGAAGAGACAGUUUGCGCAGGUCAGCGCCAGCCUGUUCGCCGAGAAUCAAAAGGCUCUCAACAGCGCCACGGACUCGCGGCCCGGACAUGGCGGCAGCCUCAGGGGUGGCAAGGCUCCAGCAAACAAAAGGCGGAGAAUGCGAGGAGGGGGAAAUGUCGGAGGGUCCAUGAUCAUGUCCGGGCGUACCGAUAACGGGAGCAUUGCCCAGUAUUUCGAGAAGCCAGGGGAGGUGGCAGACCUGAUGGCAAAAGUCCAGAUCACCGAGGAAGAAGCGCUACAGCAGAAGGAUGACAUUGCUGCUGAUCCAUUAGAGAACAUGGAAGACUACUAUCAGCUGUAUGAGAUGCAGGACUUGGUUGUUGUCCACGCCUACGACGGUGACCAGGAUGAGCAUGUACUUGAGGAGGUCAAGCCGCGGUACAUCAUCAUGUACGAGCCUGACGCCGCCUUCAUCCGUCGUGUAGAAGUGUACCGGUCUUCUCACAACGACCGCAACGUCAGAGUAUACUUUUUGUACUACGGAGGCUCAGUAGAGGAGCAGCGGUAUCUAUCCUCAGUCAGGAGAGAAAAGGACGCCUUCACCAAGCUCAUCAAGGAGCGGGCAAGCAUGUCGCUGGUCAUGACGGUCGACCCGCACGGGAUCGAGGACCCGCAGGAGGCCUUCUUACGCACCGUCAACACCCGCAUCGCCGGAGGCGGUAAGCUGGCGGCCACGGCGGAGCCGCCGCGGGUCGUUGUCGACGUGCGAGAGUUCAGGUCCUCGCUGCCGUCUCUGCUGCACGGGCGCUCUAUGGUAGUGGUGCCGUGUAUGCUCACCGUGGGCGAUUACAUCCUGUCGCCCAACAUUUGCGUAGAACGAAAGUCCAUCAGCGAUCUAAUCUCAUCCUUCAAGGACGGCAGGCUGUACAGCCAGGCUGAAACCAUGUUCCAGCACUACAAGAAUCCUAUGCUGCUCAUUGAAUUCGACCAGAACAAGUCCUUCACUCUAGAGCCUUUUGCCGACCUUUCUGGCAGCCUCAACAGCGUUGCUCCCACCAAUGUCUCGUCGGAUCUCCAGUCCAAGCUCGUGCUGCUGACGCUUGCGUUUCCAAAGCUGCGCAUCAUUUGGUCGUCCUCACCGUAUGAGACCGCCGAGAUAUUUGCCUCGCUCAAGACGCUAGAGCACGAGCCCGAUCCCAUCGCGGCAGUGCAGGCGGGCCUGGACAAGGAUUCCAAGGUGGAAGACCAGGUCUUUAACCAGGAGCCUCAGGAAAUGCUGUCCAUUGCGCCGGGCGUGACGCCGCAAAACAUCAAGAGCCUCGUUCUGGACACGGAAAACAUACGGGAGGUGGCCAACAUGACGGAGAAGGAGCUGGAGCCGAUAGUGGGCAGGACAUCGGCCAGACAAAUCUAUGGCUUCUUUAACAGGAACGUGAUGGAAGAGGACGACUAG